Drosophila santomea is the source of this 1522-nucleotide messenger RNA. RefSeq lists its product as uncharacterized. The transcript is spliced from 3 exons. Gene Ontology annotation, cellular component: membrane. The record is from RefSeq and is a predicted model, not a curated record. Lineage: Eukaryota; Metazoa; Arthropoda; Insecta; Diptera; Drosophilidae. The coding region runs from base 417 to 950 and encodes 177 amino acids.
GCAGUUGAGUUCAGUCGACCAGCGGCCGCCGUGGACAAAGCAACGUAUCGCCAGCAGUCGCAGUCGCAGCGCAGCGCACGGAUAUAUAGCAAUAGCUAACUACCAGAUACAAAACUACACACACACCUCUCUACAUACCACUAUAUGCUAUAUACAUAUAUCCACCUAUAUGCUUGAGAAUCAGAAGCGCGCGAGGGCGUCACGCGUUCAUAUACAUCAGAUAUAGAUUGAUAUAAAAGUAGAAACAUAUAGAAAGCGGUGGUUAUUUUUUCAUCUUAUUUUAUUGUGACAAAAACCGCGACAAGUGUUUAUAAAUAGUUGUUGGUGCAGCCAGCAAAUAAACUCGCUAGUAAACUUGCCAACUUGCCCGCCAAACUGAAACUCAGCCAAGUUAAACUCUAAAAAACAGCAGCAAUAUGGUCGAGACCGUUGUCAAUAUCGAGCGCACCACAACAACAACGACGAACGGACCGCCAGGUGGGGCGAACCCCACCGCUGGCAGCGAUGGCGGCUUCUGGAGCGCCAUCCGCCUCAACAUCGACUAUUUCCGCACCGUGCCGGGCAUCAUCAAGAUUGUCGAGUUUGUGCUGGGCAUCAUCUGCAUGGCCUUGGCGGCUCCUCCACUGGCAUCGGCCACCUCGUUCUUCAUGUUCGUGAUCGUCAUCUCGUUCAUCAUCAACAUUCUGCUGAUCGCCGCCUAUUUCCUGGGCAUUCGCGAGGCCCUCAACGUGGCCGUCAACUGGAUAUUCUCUGAGCUGAUCACCACCGCUGUGCUGACGCUGCUGUACUUCAUCGGAUUCAUCGUCCAGCUGGCCAGGUGGUCGGAUGCCACGGGCAAGGGUUCCGGUUCGAAUACCGCCGCCGGUGUCUUUGGACUCUUCAAUUUCCUGGCCUACGCGGCGGGCACGUACUUCCUGUUCCUGGCCCACAGGUCCGGGGCCACCCACUAAGUCCGGGGCCAACUCAGUGACUGGAUCUUAGUCUAGAGUUAUGUCUAAUUGUUUACGGAAUAAGUGCAGAUCGAGUACUUGUAAUUUUUGCCUCUUUAUUUUUUUGUUUUUUGUUUUUCACUUUUUUUGUUGUUAAUUUAUGCGUGACCAUAUGCAAAUCGAGAAUGAAAAUUCUCGACUUGAUGAUGUGUGUGUUUUAAUGUUAUUUUAAAUGGCUAACUAACGUUUAAGUCUUAAAUCCACCCGCACAAGACCAUAUCUAUGCAAACGAGUGGGGUGGGCAACCCAUAGAAUGCAUUAACUUUUAUCAUUUCACGACACUUACAUAUAAUGAUUUUUUGUUUUUGAUUUGUAAUCAACAGAGACACACUAAUACGUGUGUCUUUUACAUAUAAAUAUGUAGUUUAAUGUUGCAAGGAUAAUGAGAUCCUAGUUUAAAGUUUAAAGUGGCCCACCCUAAUCAAUACACACAUGCACCAAAAACAAAAAACAAAAACAGAACACGCGAUGAAAAAAACAAAUUAAGAGCGCAACCAAGAUUUAAGUUCAAUAAAUUAUUUGUAUUUUCUCAA